Molecule: messenger RNA, 1817 nt
Organism: Loa loa (African eye worm)
Lineage: Eukaryota; Metazoa; Nematoda; Chromadorea; Rhabditida; Onchocercidae
Product: phosphatase and actin regulator 1 isoform 3
Exons: 14
Coding region: 222-1817 (531 amino acids)
Biological process (GO): actin cytoskeleton organization
Molecular function (GO): actin binding
Source: RefSeq, a predicted model, not a curated record
UAGUGAUUCAAAAGGUAAUAAUCGUUUUCAUAGAAACCAACUAAUGCAUAUUCGUCGCAUAAGCUUGGCAACUACAGUAGUAUUUGUGGCAUAAUGAUUCAGGUUGGGGGUGUCCGGUAUUGCGGGUAUCCUGUACGACAGAUGAACGCGUCAGGUCAGGAGUGUCGAUCAAUAGGCCGAUUGCAAUUCCAACAUAUCCAGGAAGCAAAAUUUAUGAUGUUAUGUUAAAAUCUCAAUUUGAAACGAAAGUCAAUAUACAGAAGGAAACAAGUGAAUUUAAAAAAAUAGAAGUUUUUGAACAGACAAGUGAGAACGUAGCAGCUGCUAACGUGGAAUUUAGUCCCAACAGAACUACUAACAAAUCACGGUAUUGUCGUAGGAAGCAUUCUUAUCAUGUAUUUAGCAGUUCGUUGAAAUCAGGCAAAUUUUGGUUACGCAUUUUUCGACCUUGGAAGUGGCGCAAAAGGCGUAACGCGGAACGACUGCGACGAGGUACAAGUGAUCAUAGGCGAGAAAAUUCACCACCUGCUAUCAUACGUUCAUCUUUCAGCGCUUUGGAAUCACCCUUUUCUGUUCCAGAUGAGACAUACAGGCCAACUCAGUGGAACAGUUUAAACUCGUCAACCCAAGAGCCCGUUCGAAUAUUGGAUUCAUUAAAGGGAGGAAGUUCUGCUGGAAAUAUUCUCCACUUGACUACUGAAGAAAUAUUAGUGCAACCAGUUCAAAAAGUUGUAAUUGUUGAGCACAAAAAUACAUCUAGUGCAUGUAAUCUAACGAAUAUCAAGGAUGUGAAAACAAAUACUGGUCAUCUUACGGUAGAAAAUUUGAUAGACUUCGAAGCUGCUUCCAUUGCAACUCAAGCCGAACAACUUGGUCAGGAAAGAGCAAGCAUAAAUGGUAAGCAGUUUACCGAUCAAGAAUACAUAACUUUCCAAAUGGAUCCCAGAGAAAUCAAAAGUGCAGUUGUUGAAGAAAUCGUUGCAAAAGAGCCUGAUCUGUCAGCACGACCAAACAAACCUGUUCUAAAGAAGCCUGGUGCACCUAGUAGAUUCAGACUUGUGAAACGAACACCAAGUCAAAAAAUACGAUUGAGUGAAAGGAUUUCCGGAACAGUAGGUAUUGAUCGUCCUAAUCAACCGCUAAGCUCCAAUAGGACGGAGUUACCAUCCAGACUGACUGAUGAUAGCGACAGCGAUACAGACAUCCAGUAUCGCGAUGAUGAAUUAGGCAAACGUCAUAGUAUUGGUUAUAGUACGAAUCCAGCCAUUGCAAGUCGUAUCGUAUCGUAUCCUCUAUCUAGUGAAGAUGAUGAAGAUGUUCCACUGACAAGUUUUGCAUUACGGGUAACUAGAAAGGACACAUUUGCAAAAACAUUAAAUGUACGUGAUCCUGUCGAUGACAUUCCGAAUCAAACAUCCGAUGAUAGACUGCGACUGAUGCACAAAGCAAGUAUCAAAUUGGAAAGGAAGUUAAGUGAACGUCCUUCUGUUGAAGAACUGGAGCAACGUAAUAUUUUGAGAGCCAAAGACGCUUCGAUUUCUUCCAAAAUGGCCAUGGACGAAACACGCAAAGUCUUAUUGCGUAAGCUGAGUUUUCGUCCAACAAUACAAGAGCUGAAGGAUAAGCAGAUAAUCAAAUUUAAUGAUUAUGUGGAAGUAACAGAAGCAGAAGCUUAUGAUCGAAAAGCAGACAAACCUUGGACAAGACUGACACCAGUUGAUAAGGCACUGAUCAGGAAGGAGCUGAACGAUUUCAAGGCAACAGAGAUGGAUGUGCAUGAGGAAAGCCGUAUAUUUACGAGGUUUCAUCGCCCGUAA